AUGCUGGAUCUGCAGGAGUAUCAAGUUCAGGUGUGGCUCAAGAACCGCAGGGCCAAAGAGCGCAGGCUGCAGAGACCACCGCGCGGGCACAAAAGCCCUGGAGCCCAGCACGCUUUGCCCCAGGAACCAGGAGCCUGCGCCCCUCAGCCCGCGCCUGCGCCUGCGCCUGCGCCUGCGCCUGCGCCUGCGGACCCUGCCUUCCAGGAGGGCCUUGUGCUCCCUGCCAGCCCCGUGCUCCCUCCGCACAGCCCCUGGCAAGUCUUCCCAGCAGCAGAUGCCAGCGCCUCCAGCUACAGCCAGGCCUGCUGGCACCCCGCCCAGGGCGUCCGGGACAUGGUCCCCGCUGCACCUGCACCUGCACCUGCACCUGCUGCCGCUCCCGCUCCCGCUCCAGAUCCAGCUCCAGCCGAGGCCACAGUCUGGCCUCAGGUCCCGGAUGAUGAAGUCAAUGACGAAGACGACGCCGAAGCCGCACGGAAUGCCUCCCCAGACCCUGACUUCACAGAGCUGCUCUCUGCCCUAGAGGGCUUGGAGGAGCCCUUCUCCUCCCCCAGGCCCUGGUAUGUAUGA
This is a messenger RNA of Pipistrellus nathusii (Nathusius's pipistrelle), 570 nucleotides long. The record is from the annotation of a GenBank genome assembly. Lineage: Eukaryota; Metazoa; Chordata; Mammalia; Chiroptera; Vespertilionidae.